UUUUGCCAUACCGACGAACCCAAAAGUAUCCCAUCAAUCCACAUGUCUUUUAAAUAUCUCUCUCUUCCACACCCAUUUUGAUUCCAUUGCUAUCUUCGUAGCGUGAGAGAUAUCAUCACGCGGCUUCUCUCUCUCUCUCUCCCCCCACCGACAAAAAUACAAUGGCGAACGCGGCCGUUAGAUUGGAUCUGGACGGAAAGCCGAUCAAGCCGAUCACGAUCUGCAUGAUCGGCGCCGGAGGUUUCAUCGGCUCUCACCUCUGCGAGAAGCUCCUGAACGAGACUCCACACAAGGUCCUCGCGCUCGACGUCUACAACGACAAGAUCAAGCACUUGCUCGAGCCUGACACUUCCGAGUGGGCGGAGAGGAUCCAGUUCCAUCGCAUCAACAUCAAGCAUGAUUCUAGACUCGAGGGACUCGUCAAAAUGGCAGAUCUGACGAUCAAUCUCGCAGCGAUCUGUACACCGGCUGAUUACAAUACGCGUCCUCUUGACACUAUCUACAGCAACUUCAUCGAUGCUCUCCCUGUGGUUAAGUACUGCUCAGAGAACAACAAGCGUCUUAUUCACUUUUCCACCUGUGAAGUGUAUGGGAAAACUAUUGGAAGCUUUCUUCCUAAGGAUCAUCCUCUGCGUCAGGAUCCUGAAUUUUACGUACUCAAAGAAGAUGCAUCCCCUUGCAUUUUUGGCUCUAUUGAGAAGCAGAGGUGGUCAUAUGCUUGUGCGAAGCAACUGAUUGAGAGACUUGUCUACGCUGAGGGUGCUGAGAACGGACUUGAGUUCACCAUUGUAAGACCGUUUAACUGGAUUGGACCUAGGAUGGAUUUCAUCCCUGGCAUUGAUGGUCCUAGCGAGGGUGUCCCUCGUGUCCUAGCCUGCUUUAGCAACAACCUUCUGCGGCGUGAACCUCUCAAGCUUGUGGACGGUGGAGAAUCGCAGAGAACCUUCAUCUACAUCAAGGAUGCAAUUGAAGCUGUCCUCCUGAUGAUUGAAAACCCAGAGAGAGCCAAUGGGCAUAUCUUCAACGUAGGUAACCCGAACAAUGAAGUGACAGUAAGACAACUUGCUGAAAUGAUGACUAAGGUUUACUCAAAAGUGAGUGGAGAGACAGCAAUUGAGAGUCCAACGAUAGACGUGAGCUCCAAAGAAUUUUAUGGAGAGGGUUACGAUGAUAGUGACAAGAGAAUCCCAGACAUGACCAUCAUCAACCGUCAACUUGGAUGGAACCCGAAGACUUCUCUUUGGGACUUGCUCGAGUCGACCUUAACUUACCAGCACAGGACCUAUGCGGAAGCCGUUAAGAAGGCCACCUCAAAACCUGUCGCUUCUUAGAGGUCCAUCAUCACUUCGAAUCAUUUGGUGGCUACUAUUCCAUUCUUUUUUUGUUUUUUUUUUUAAUUCACCCAUAUCACUAAAAACAGGCCAGUUCAUGCGAGUGAUAACAUCAUGGUCGUUGGUUCUAGUUUACGCGUUAUUGCUAUAUAGUAUAUGUUAAUGUCUUUAAAUUCGUUGUUGACGCUUUUAUACUUUGUACUUUGGCCGAAACUAAAAAAAGGAAUUGUUUUUUUCAAAA
This is a messenger RNA of Raphanus sativus (radish), 1572 nucleotides long. RefSeq names its product UDP-D-apiose/UDP-D-xylose synthase 2. Lineage: Eukaryota; Viridiplantae; Streptophyta; Magnoliopsida; Brassicales; Brassicaceae. The transcript is spliced from 9 exons. Gene Ontology annotation, molecular function: carboxy-lyase activity. The record is from RefSeq and is a predicted model, not a curated record. The coding region runs from base 162 to 1331 and encodes 389 amino acids.